Molecule: messenger RNA, 14870 nt
Organism: Epinephelus moara (kelp grouper)
Lineage: Eukaryota; Metazoa; Chordata; Actinopteri; Perciformes; Serranidae
Gene: vcana
Product: versican a
Exons: 16
Coding region: 259-12879 (4206 amino acids)
Biological process (GO): cell adhesion
Molecular function (GO): hyaluronic acid binding; calcium ion binding
Source: RefSeq, a predicted model, not a curated record
AAUUGAACUUGUUGCUUGCCAGCACUUCACGGUUUCUGUCGCUCCGUUCAGGACCAGGAUCAUCCCGAGGUGGGACCCUGCAACUCUGGAGCAUCAAGAGGAAGAGAAAGGCGCACCGGGGAGAUAAGUGCUGCUGCGCCGACUUGGAGUGGACAUAUUUGGGCACUUUUUACGCACCCAUGUUACGCACUGGGACUAACUGGAUUUAAGGACAUAUAUCGAUAUUUGUGUAUUUUAUGGAAUGAAACACAUGUCAACAUGAUACAACAUAUAAAGUAUAUCCUGUGGUUAUACUGUCUCUGUGAAGCUGCAACUGUGACAGCCUUCAACACGUUAUCGAUAAUCAAACCGGUCACUGGGUCGCUCUCGGGGAAGGUCAGUCUUCCCUGCUUCUUCUCCAUCAUCCCAACCUCAGCACCGGUGAUCAGUCCCAAUGGAACUGUCGUUUAUAGCAGAGAUUACUUGCGGAUCAAAUGGACCAAAAUAAAUGGAGAAAAUGAAUCCACAGUGCUGGUGGCGCAGAAUGGCGUCAUCAAAAUAGGCUCUAUCUACAGGAACCGUGUAUCAGUGCCCAGUCACCCUGAGGAUGUAGGUGACGCCUCGUUGACAAUGGUCAAGCUGCGUGCCAGCGAUGCCGGCACCUAUCGAUGUGAGGUCAUGUACGGCAUUGAGGACACCCAGGAUACAGUUAACCUCGAUGUGGAUGGUGUUGUGUUUCACUACCGGGCAAACACCAGCAGGUACACUUUGGACUACCAGAAGGCUGUCAAGGCUUGCCAAAACAUUGGCGCAACCAUUGCUACAUAUGACCAACUGAAAGCAGCCUAUGAGGAUGGCUUUGACCAAUGUGAUGCCGGCUGGAUUGCCGACCAGACAGUGAGAUACCCCAUUAGAAGGCCAAGGGAGGGCUGCUAUGGCAACCUAAAGACCGCACCUGGUGUUAGGUCAUAUGGGACCAAGAAACCCACGGACACCUAUGAUGUAUACUGUUACGUAGACAGACUGGAUGGUGAAGUGUUCUAUGCUCCUGUGACCCAUAAGAUGACUUUGGAGGAGGCCAGUGCAGAGUGUAAGAAGAGGAAUGCAGUCCUGGCAAGCCCCGGCCAGCUCCACGCUGCCUGGCGAAAAGGUCUGGACAGAUGCGACUAUGGCUGGCUCUCCGAUGGCAGUGUACGACACCCUGUUGCAAGAGCCAGGAUGCAAUGCGGGGGAGGUUUACUUGGCGUCAGGACCAUGUACCGCUACAGAAACCAGACUGGCUUUCCAGAACCGACGAGGAAACUUGGAGCUUAUUGUUUUAAAGGAAGGACACAGGUGAUCAACCAGACUUCCUUUGUGGAUAUGGCUAUGGUUGGAAUCACCACCACCACCAUCAGCUCCACCACCUCCAUCCCUUUACUGGAGAGUAGCACCACUAUGCUAACACCACCAUCUGAGACUGUAUUGGAGUCAGAAGAGUCAACAGAUGAUCCAUCCAUGUUUUCUACCAGUAUGACUCCACCUCGCCCCACACCGAAAGGCCAAGAAGAAGAGUUAAUCACCACAGUCGCGCCCACCAUCAAAGAGGAACAUGAAGACACUGAUGAUGUAACAGCUGCACCCGUCUUUGAUUUUGAUGACUUUAGUACUGUAACCUAUAUAGAAUCUAUUCCCCACCGUGGUGACACAUUCCCAGAACCCCAGCACACAACAGAGAGCACUGACUCCACAGAGUCAGUGGACAAACCCUUUGAGGAGCCAGACGAUCACUCAGUCAUUGAGAUCAGCACAAUCCAGCCUGAUGUCCCCAUACCAGACGCCUCUCUCAACACGGAGCCUAUGUUUGCAAAGGGGAACACUGAGGAAACCAUUCUAGGUUCUAUCAUCACCACAGUCACCGACCUCACAGACACCCCAACAGACUCAACUGAACUGACCAGCGAGGAAGUGGUCAGCCCCUCAGAAUCACCCUCAACCGCUGCCCCUUAUUCAACAGUAUCAAUCCUAGACUAUAAUGAGAUUGAGACAGGUUUUGCUCUAGCGGCACUGCCACCUACUCAGCCACCCCAACCAGACCUCUCAUCCAGCCCAUCAGACAGCACUAGUAUGGAUGAAACAUUUCCCUCAGCCAUUCCCACUGACACCACCUUUAUGUGUAACACCCGACCUGGCAGUGAGUUGGAGAUCACCACCACAGCACCGCCAGAAACUACCAGCGCUGCCACACAAACCUCACCUCAAACGCAAGAUGUAGAGACACCGGCUGUCGUCUACAAGGACGACUCCACAUCUGCAGAUGUGGCAGGCGCCACCAUCCCAAUUGACGUUGGAACCUCAGCCGAAGAUGUGACAUCGCAAACAAGUGUGGUUGUCUUUGAUGAGACCACCACUCAAGUACCAGUGCCAGCCCGUGACUUCUCGACAGAGGACGACACAGCAGCAGAGAUAGACACAGAGUUCUUCACAUCUGCUCCCGUGGCUUCAGCUGUGGGCGACACCACCAUCACUAUCACGCAGAAUGUAUCAGUUGACCUGACUCUACAGCCACAAGUCUCUGAGACUCCUGCCAUACCAGUUGUGCCUGACCAUCCCAGCCCUUCUAUAGCUGAUGGGGAGCCCAUCCUGCAGAGUGGAGACCCAGACCUUUCCUCCCAAGCUGCAGUAACCAUCACUCCAGCUGUUAGCUUUGUAAAUGGCAAACAUGAGAUCACACUGGAGCCACAGAGCCCAGACGAAAAAGAGGUCAAAGGUACCCAGAUUCUGACAAAUGUGACGGCUCUGGGAACGAGCGAUGAAAUAACCACAGUGUUUGAUUAUAGUUGGACUGAUGUCCCUGUUGAUAGCUACACUGAGUCUACAGAGUCUACAAAAGAAACAACAGCAGUACUGACCUCUACAGAGGUCCCAGAUGUUGAUGAGUAUGACCCUGAUAUAAUCCCACUAGUUGAAUCAACAUCUCCUCACAUACUCCUUGAGGAAGAUGGGCUGACCACAAAAGGCCCCACACAGAAAGACACAACCUCUGUACCAGCCUCAAGAGCGGAGGAAUCGAAAACCACACAAAAAACUGAAGCUGGCCCAGCUGCCACAGAUGCCACAGAGGGUAUAAGCGAUGUCAGAGCUACCUCUGCUGACUUUGUUCCUACAGUGACUCCAGCUGAGCCACAGAUCACCAAAGCAACGCGAGAAACCCAGACUACAAAAGCUGAUAAGGAAACCACCUCUGUCAUCACCACAUCUGAGCAAGAAGAGGUAGGCGAGUCAGGGAGGACUCCCACGUAUGCUAAAGGUGACUCAGAAGUGACUCAGACAGAAAGGGCUAUGGACCAAACCCCUGUUACUUCUUCAACCGAGCUUUACACAGCCAGAGAUACAGCUGAAACCACAGAGGACACAAAGAGCACAUCUGCCACUCCAGCUGCCGAAGACAGCACUCAGUCUACGUUACAGACUGUGUACACUCCCUCCUCUGAUGACGCUGAUGGGAAAACACCAACAUCAACAACGAGUGACUCACAGAGCUCCACUCAAGAUGUGGAGGGAGGGAAAGAGACCCGAACCCCAAAAGAAUUUGCCUUCAGCACAACGGCUCCUUCAGUAUCAAGUAGUUCAGCCUCUCCUGAACAGACAGCCAAGACUGAGAUAACACCAGCUAUAGAUGUAGGCAGCACUGAAUCAUCAGUAUCUCUAGCACCCACCCUGGCUGAAACUUCAGAGGAUACAGUCACAAGUCAGGAAGGGAGUACAGCCAGCAAAAUGCCGUCCGUCUCACCUACUGAGAAAGUUGCGACUGAUGCAAUGUCUACACCAGAGGAGGAAGGUUCAGGAGUUCAAACAGUAAACAUGUUUACAACUGGCCCAACAUCACAUACCUCUGCAGGGACUGCAACAUCAUCUUCAAGUUUAAGUGCUACAUGGGAGAGUGGAAUACCAUCACAAACAGUAGAAACAGCAAGCACAGAUAAAACACCCACCACUAUGGAUGAGGAGUGGAAACAAGGUGAGACAACAACUCCCCCCUCUGAUGAAUUCACUGCAACCACUGCCCCCCCCUUAUAUAGUGCUAUUGAAAUUAUCAAGACAACAAUGGCCUCAUUCACUGAAUAUUUCAGUCAGUACUCAACACAAAGUGCAUCACUAAUGACUGAAUUACCUGAGGAGACUGCCACUGGUGUCACAGAUGAAGACACACAAAAUCAAACUUACUCACCUGCUGCAAUCUCAAGCAUAACUGAACACACAAAACAGAUACAAACUCAAACAGUGACCUCAGUAAGUGGCAUUACGAAGACGGGUUCAUCACAUCCUAGCACUGUUGGUCAAAUUACAGAUGACCAAUCUUCUGGCACAGCACCAACAGAAGCGAGUACAGCAGCUACCAUGCUCAGCACAGAGAAAUCAGUUAUAGGAACAACAAAACAUGAAACAGCUUAUGGUUCAACCACAGCUGGCACGAUAGCUCCUUCUGCUUUCAGCACUGAGAUACCAACAUCAGUAUCACAAGAAAUGUCAGAAAUCACAACAACUGACAAGAUAUUAGUGGCGUCUGAGUUUAGCUCCAUUUUCACAACCACAGAUGAGGUGAGUUCUGACAGCCAGACAAAAUUACCUGAAACAUCAAAGAGUGGAAUUACAGAAACAACGGUAAAACUGUCAGAAUCCGAGAUCACAUUAAGUACUACAUCUGCUCCUACUGGUGCAACGAAGACAUUCUUAAUACCAACUUCUGCAUUUGAAGAAAGCUCAGGCAAACAGACAACUGAAAUAUCAAGUAAAGAAUUUUUAACAUCUGCAGCUUCCUCAAUCCCAGAUAUGUCUGCUCAGACAUCUUUUGCUCCAGAAACAUCUUCUUUAUCCAAGACUGAGACACAAAAAACAGUUAUGUCACCCGGGACCACAGAAAGUUUAGAAACAGAAUCGAUAAUCACAACUUCUACUGUUUCUUCAAUGUUGAGGACUGAUUCAACAUCAUUUCCAGCAUCACAUGAAACUGCAACAAGUGAUACUUCAAAAACAACUGUUACACCUCCUACAUUAAUCUACAUUACUGUGAAACCAAGCUCAGUGUCAACUAAAAUGAAAGAGACGGUACCCACAAGUCAGACUGACAAAGCAUCAGUAACACCAGAGGCAAGUUCAACUUUAGCAACAACACAGAGCUCAGGUGAGGAGACUGAGGUGUCCAGCAAAGAUGCAACAGCUCCUACAGCUUCCUCGUUGUUUAGCACUGAGAAGCCAACAGUACUGCCAGUUGAGGAAAAAGACAGUACUGUCACAGAUCAGACAGAGAGGUCCUCAGUGUCGUCCAUUACUGAUGAGACAGAGCAAAGUUCCAUUUUGACUCCAGUAGAUGACUUUGGCUCUGGUGACCAAACCCCUGACACUCCUACCUCUUCAGUCACAGGUACAUCCUCUCUCUUUAGUACUGAAGCACCAACAGCAAUGUCACGUGGAAUGACAGAAAGUCUUGAAACAGAUAAGACAAAAGUUCCAUCGAUAACAGGACAACCAUCAGUUUCUCCGAUUUCUGUUGAGACACUGACAAGCUCACCAACAGUGUCUCCAAGUUUGGCCUCCACUAUAUCUGUUGCCACGGACACUGAGGAUGAUGUUACCAAUAGUAGGUCUACAAUGGUGGAGUCCAUUCCUUCCAUCAGUGGAGCAACCUUGAGUCCUGAAACAGCAUCAUUCCUCAUGACCACAGGAGGAGAGGGUUCUGGAGAUGGCACUGAAGUGCUCGCUGAAGAGUCACUCAUCACAGCAACCACUGUCUCUUCAAUGCUGAGUACAGGGUCUCCAUCAGUGGCAGUAUCAGGUGAAACUGAAACAAGUGAUACUUCAAAAACAGCUGUUACUCCAGCUUCAUCACUUUACAGUACUGAGAAACCAAGCUCAGUGUCACCUGAAACAAAAGAGACAGUAACCACAAGUCAGACUGACAAAGCAUCAGUAACACCAGAGGCAAGUUCAACUUUAGCAACAACACACGAAGAGAUCUCAGGUGCGGAGACUGAGGUGUCCAGCAAAGAUGCAACAGCUCCUACAGCUUCCUCGUUGUUUAGCACUGAGAAGCCAACAGUACCGCCAGUUGAGGAAGAAGACAGUAUUGUCACAGAUCAAACAGAGAGGUCUAAGCAACGCUUUGUUGAACUAACAACCUUGGCAACAAUCACAUCAAGACCAUCAAUUACAUCCACAUUUGUUGAGGAGGACAGUUCAAGUUUUGGAGAUUUUACAACAGUCCCAACAAGUCCCUAUACACUUGAAACGUCUCAGCCCAUGGCAAUCCCCAGUGUCACUGUGUAUGCCUCAAAGGAAACCUCUACUUUCAUUGACAUUGAGAGCUCUGGUGGCUCAACUGAUGAGGAUGAUUUAGAAUCAGGUCAAGAAGGAUCUGCAGAGGUUUCCACUGAAACUACCACAAAACCCCAGGACGAAUAUACUGUGGCCACAGAUGAGACUGAAACAGAUGACACUGAGAGCACAACUGACAUGUUAAGUGCUGCAUCCUCAACUCACUCAAGUACACAGCUCAAAACAGAAUUUAUAUCAUCAACUCAAUCACCACACAUGACAAGCACUGACAGUUACAUUACUGAGCAGGGCAGUGGGGUCUUCACAGACGACUCUACAGUAGAGGAUGAGAGUUCAGGUGUUGACCUUUUUGACCAAUCAACUAUAUUUUUACCAGUCACAAGUUCUCCCGUGAUGUCCACUGCUGUCAUUGAGAGGAGUUCAAGUGACAAGGGAGUUACACAAACACCUACUGGCACCACAGCUUCUUCUCUUCAUAGCACUGAGAAGCCAACAGCAAUGUCUCCUGAAAUGCACACUUCAACAGUUCAGGGAAGCCCAGCUUAUACGUUCUCUCAGUCGUCCUCUAUUUCACCCGCAACUGUUUAUAACACAGAGUCUCCCGCUUUCACAUUGGAUACAUCUUCAGCUUUCUUGGAUAUUGAGGAUAAAGAGAGUACAGCCUUUUCCCUGUUGAGCACAGAGAUACCUAAAACAACAACAGCAUCACAUGAAACUGGACCAUCUGAUAUUCCAAAAUCAACACCAAGUUCAGCCUUUACUUUGACCGAGAGAGAGAGUUCUGGUAACCAAACCACUGAGAUGCUCAGCUCAAAGCCAUCAGUGAUGGAUAGCGUCACGUUUGGAGAAGCAACAGGUGAAACGGAAACCUUUGUUUCAGUCACACCAACCUCUGAUGAGCAAGUUUCCUCACAAGAGGGUGAAAUUACUCCAGGUACAGAAAGCCCCAUCACUUCUGAAGCAACAGAACCUUCUGUUUCGAUUAUAGGGAAAGAUGAAGUUACUGUAUCUGAGCACAUAAGUCAGUCCUCCUACACAACUAUGUCCCCCUAUACAGUUGGAACUUCAGUUAGUGAGCACCCCACAGUCACCACAGUAAGCUCUAGCAGUGAAGAGAAGCAAGAUGCAUUUGUAUCAAUGUCCACCCCUAUUCCCUCCAUUAUAUAUCAUAGCAUUACAGACCAACAGGUCAUGAUCAUUACUCCCAGUAGCAGCCAAGCCAAGACUGACCUAACUGAACAAACACCUACCAUGGUCCUGCAUGUGUCUAAACCAUCAACCACCACAAAUAUCAUAUUCACAGAGGAUGCAAAAGAUGAAGAUGGGCUGUUCUCUGCAGUUACAGAAAGUAUUGCUAAAGACAGCUCCACUCCUGAGCUUGUCACCAAAGAUGAUAAUAUCAUUGAUGCAGAUACUAUCUCCAUAGUUCCCUCUUCUUCAUUUUACCCAACCAUCCAGACUGAGGAAGCUGGAGGUGUCACACCAGUAACAAUAACACAAGCAUUGGAGGUAACAGAAGAAUCAGAGGGUUCAGGGGCUGACAAUGCCUCCCUCUUUACUCCCAUACCAGUAACUUUACAUGCAACCUCAGCCACUGAUUCAUCAAUAGCCUCAACAUCUUCUGAACAUUUACCGUCCAGUUCAAAACCAUCAACUGUCGAAGGUGCGUCUACUAUGGAGACAUCCAGUGAAGAGAUGGUCACAUUCGCACCACAGGCCACCCCAGCUACUACUCUGUCCACAAAGUCAAGCUCUGAAGAAACAUAUGAUUUAACCACACCACAUACAGUUUUCACUGUUGAGACUCAAACCAAACCAGUUCCAGAGAUGGUGGGGGUUGAUUUAUUAGGCGAGGUCACUCCUGAUAAUGUCACUGAGUCUGUCACUGAGAUUGACGCUUCCUCAACUUUGCCUUCUGAAACUUUAUAUGACACAACAGACACAAGCUCAGCCACUCCUGUGUCCAGUGAGGAGUACAUGGUCAACACAGCUGACAAAGAAAAAUCCAUUGCCUCCUCACCCACAGCCAUUACAACCAUAAGUCAAGUCACAACAGAAACCUUAAGUUCCACCAUUUCCACUGCUGUACCUUCAGCUGCUGUCACAGCACACACACCGGUGUCCACUGGAAUUGGGACAGUAAAAUCAACCAGUGAAGCAUCUGAUGAUGAAUAUUCAGGUGAUGAUGACUCUGAAGAAGGCUCUGCAGAGACAACUUCGGGGUCCUCAAUGGAUGGUUGGACAGCAUCUGAAAAACCAGUGAAACCUACAACUUCUUCACUGUUCAGCACUGAGAAACCAACUGUUGCCCCUGAUAGAGGUGACCAAAACCAAAGUAUGUUUACUGAGGACAUAAUUACAUCCGAUAAGGCAGAGCACAUCACACCUACCUCACCUGGAACUGCCACAGGAGAGUUUGCAAAGUCAACAACAAGUGCUUCCUCUUCUCUCUAUAGCACAGUGAAACCGUCUGAUACAGAAGGGACAGACAUCACUGAUACAGACACAUCAAGUGAUCAAACCUCUGGUAUAAUAACAACUCCAACAGUGAAGGCUGAACCAGUAACACUUUCACUUACCUCUCCUGAAUCUGCCACUGGGGAGACUAAAGUUACAGUAUCAAGUGCUGUUUCCAGUCUUUAUAGCACAGAGAAGCCAACUGUCACAUCAUCUCUGGAUGUUACUGGGAAGGAUGGAUCGUAUGAUCACACUCAUGUGACAGAACCUGUGACACAGAGAGCUGGUCCUCUGCAUAGCACAAUGAAAACAGACCAAAUGCUAUCCACAACAACGUUAUCUACUCCCUACAGCACUCAUACAUUUUCAGUGGAAAGCAACACAGAUGUUGCAGGUGAGGGGGGCUCUGGUGAUGGGACCUCAGACACUUCAACUGCAUCAUCCAAGACAGUCACAUCUGAGAGUGAAAAAACUGUAGCCACCCCAAUAUCUCCUCAGGUCAGUACAGAGAAACCCAUUAAAAUGACCCCUGAGGAUGAAACUCAAACAAGUGAGAUGAGCACAGAGGUAGAGAAAGCAUCAUUGUCAGAAACGGUCUCAACCCCUACUGAUGGUGCAACAUCAACUCCAGCACAUGAAGAGAGCACAAAGGACCACAUAACUUCUAUAUCUCCAAAAGAAUCAAUUUCUACAUUGGCAGUAUCUUCUCUACAAAGCACUUCAAAGCCUGGUGUGAUAGUUCAGUUUGUCACCACUUUUGUACCAGAACUAGAUACAACACCAUCUGAGGUGUCCUUCCAACAGGCCAGGUCUGAGAUCACAUUCACUCAUCAUCCCCACGUUGACAUCUCCUCCGAAGAAACUGUGUUGGCCACAACCAGCCCAAUGUUGCCAAGUGAGGAGUCAAGCCAGCGCUUGCAACCUAGUGAUGUAACUCCCCAGACUGUUGCAACAACCACAUCACUGGAAGAUAAGACAGCUGAGGAACCAAGCCAAGCACCUGUAACCAAAGAAGUUUCAACUAAUACUGAAGGUAGCACACAAGAUAGUGAAAUCCAGAAAACAUCUACUGAUUCUGUAUUAACUUCCCAUCCUACAGAUGAAACAGUAGAUUCUAAAGGGACAGAACCUGCUGGAGUUGAGUACACAACUCCAAAACUUGCAACUGACAGAUCUGCAAAACCUGAAGAAGAAACUGCAGCUGUUGAGACUGCAUCUUCUGCAGACUCAAGCUCAGUGGAUACAUCUGCAGAGAGUUCAAGUGAACAAACUCUAGAGGCAACUGUGUCUUCACUGUUCAGUGCUACGACUCCACUGGUGGCUUCCAUUUCAGAUGUUACCAAUGGCGUGGUGUCUGAAGAGUCAUCAACGUCACCCACCAAAAUGGUGACAGGAGAGAGCGAACAGACUGCCACACCCCCUACUGCUGCUGAGAAAUCAACUGCAGUGUUACUUGAGACAGACACUUCAACAGAUCAAGACGGUUCAAGUUAUGAAAAGACAUCAUCAGAGAGUGAGGAGAUCCCUGUAUCAACAGCAACAAGUAUAAUCAUUGUAACAGAAGAAGAUGGUUCAGGUGACAAUACAUCUAGAAUCUCUGAUUCUGACUCUGUCACUGCAGUCGUUUCAUCCCUGCCCACUACUAAGUUGGAUACUAUCAGCAGCACUUUAUCUUCUGAGCUGGCAAACACCCAAACAAUUAAACCUGAAUCAUCUACACAUGAACAAAUCUCAGAUCAUAAAUCACCUGAUGUCUUCACUGAAGCUCAUGCAACACAAUCCCCCUCCAGCACCACAGAGUCACCAAAGACACCAACUUUUCUAGAAUCAGGAUCAACAGAUUCUGAAAGCGGGGAGACACAAGAUGCAGACCUAACAAGCACACAUCAACCCACUGGUGCUACAAGUGCUGUAGAAAUCUCUCCAAGCUCGGAGACUAAAGUAGUGGUCACCACAAUGCCAGCUGAACACAUUUCCCUUGAACCUACUUCAAAUGUCCUGUCAGCAUCAGUACCAUCACAGCCUGAUGUUAUGGUCCAAUAUGUCACAACAGUUUCACCUAUACAACAUCUAAUAACUCCCCAGGAGUCAUUUGAACAUGCCAGAUCAGAGGUUGCACUAACACACCGCCCUCACGCUAAUCUUUCUUCUCAGGAUAUAUCACUGACAACAACUCGCCCUAUGCUUACAAGUCAUGAAGCAAGCCAGAUUAGAGAAUCAACGACUGUUGGCUCUUCUUCAGUGGCUGAAGCUGUAUCUGCUUCAGUGGAAGAUGGGACACUUGAACCCGCUGUUGAUCAGGUUUCAAGUGGUUCAAGAACUGAACCAUCUCCAGAUACGGAUGUACAAGUCACGCCUUUUACGAAGAAUAUAUACAGUGAUAAUUUGGAUUAUCCAGCCCCAGAUUAUGAUGACAAAAACCCCAGUUUAGUUGAAUCCAAUCCACUAAACCCCAAACUUGAAACACCAAAAGAAGCAGUGUUUAUUACUACAACACCUGUUGUUUCUCAAACAUCUGAGAGACAGCCUGUUUACUCAGUGAGCAGCACUGAAGGUAGCUCAGAAGAAAAGGCAACCAAACCACCUGCACUAUCAGCAGCAGCUAUCACUGUCUUGCCUUCUGCUGCAGCUCCAGUCGUUGCACCAUCCUCCUCUAGUUCAGAGAGUGGUUCAGAGAGUAGUUCAGAAAGCAGCAGCAGCUCAGAAGAAGGCAUGUCCACAGAAAGCUCUGAGAGUAUGUCUGAUGAGGUGACUACGACAAAGAAACCAAAGAGCUGUUUGGAGGAACAGUCACUGUCCCCAGAUGAAAUUCAGACUGUAUUUAAGGUAGAUGCUACAACAGCUUCAAAGAUGGAGUCUGCUAGUGUUGAUAGCACCUCUGGGAAAGAGGAAGUUGUGGGCAAAAUUGAGGAAGACAUCUCUCCUCACACUGAAUUACCCAGCAGGACUCACACAGAGUUCACAACAACACCAGCUCAAGCGCAAAGCCUGCCAGUUUUUGUUACAUCUGUAGCCACCACUCCAUCAUCUUUUUCUGAAGAGGAUGGCAAACCAGACAGUGACAUGCCACUCAAUAAUGGAGAGACACCACAAAGAGAGGAGGAAACAACUGCAAAAGCUGACACAGGACUUGAUUUGGGGCACACUGUCGUUGGCGAGACUGUUGAAAUUUUAGGAAUUUACUCGUGCACAGAAAAUAUCUGUCAGAAUGGAGGAUCUUGCUACAGGACUGGAAGCAUCUACGCAUGUACCUGUGCUCCUGGUUACAGUGGUCAUCGCUGUGAAUUAGACACUGAUGAGUGCCAGUCAAACCCCUGUCGCAAUGGAGGUACAUGUGUUGAUGGGCUGGCUUCCUUCACAUGUGUGUGCCUCCCAAGCUACUCUGGGCUGUAUUGUGAGGAGGAUACAGAAACAUGUGACUAUGGCUGGCACAAGUUUCAGGGCCACUGCUACAAGUACUUCCCCCACAGAAGAAACUGGGACAAUGCAGAGAGAGAGUGUCGCAUGCACGGGGCUCAUCUUUCCAGCAUCAUCUCCCACGAGGAGCAACAGUUUGUCAACCGUCUUGGACAGGACUACCAGUGGAUUGGCUUGAAUGAUAAGAUGUUUGACAGUGACUUCCGCUGGACUGACGGCAGCCCUGUGCAAUAUGAAAACUGGAGGCCCAACCAACCUGACAGCUUCUUCACUUCCGGUGAGGAUUGUGUCGUGAUGAUAUGGCAUGAGGACGGCCAGUGGAAUGAUGUUCCUUGCAACUACCACCUCACCUACACGUGUAAAAAAGGCACAGUGGCCUGUAACCAGCCCCCUCUGGUGGAGAAUGCCCGUACUUUUGGCAAGAAACGUGAGAGGUAUGAGAUCAACUCGCUGGUGAGGUACCAGUGCCGGACCGGCUUUAUUCAAAGGCACCUCCCAACUAUCCGUUGUCGUGGGGAUGGACAUUGGGAUAGCCCUAAAAUCACCUGCAUGAACCCAUCGAGCUACCAGAGGACCUUCUUCAGAAGACAUCAACACAACAGUCUCUACAGUAUUCACAACUUCAAGACAAGGCCAGAUGAGGCCUUGCGCUUUCACCAUCCGCUCUACCGGGGAAAAAGAGACAGGACUGAUCAUAAGCGGCAGAGAUAGUAAAAUGCCAUGUGACAUGGCACAGCUUCCCUGAGAUGAGAACACAUGGCUGAUGCUUGUGUGGAAAGAGGAGAAGGAUUCCCCAAGGAAAGCACGAGAGACAACUCAUCAAAGAAACCAAGAGGAUAACCUGCAGUUUUCUUGCAUUUUGGAUGAUGAUGAUGGAAUUUUAUGAAGUGCCUUUUAAAAAUAUGUUGAGACAUGACUUUCCUUAUCAAGGGGCACUGUUUUAUAACAAUGCCAACGCGGAUACAAAAAACUUUCAGCUGGCUACUGGAAAAGCAAAAAGUACACUCUUUGUUCUUUUAACUGCGGGAGUUUGUUCUGUGUCCUUAGCUUAUCAAAUAAUACACUCAUGACUGUUGUCUAAUACCUUUAUACACCAACUGUGCUAUUUAAAAUCACCGUAAGUGUUCCUUAUUCAUAGAAAAAAGAAAGGUGUUGUGAAAUCAUAGCGCUUAUGUUGUGUAAAGGAAUCCAUUAUGUUGUCGUGCUGUUUUAAGCUGGACUUCAUUUUAAUGAGCAUGCGUGCGUAUGCAUAUAUACUGAAGUCCUCAAAUGUUUAAGUGUGUUUAUUCUAUGUCAAGACAUGAUCAGUACACAAUUGGAGGCACUGGUGACAAUAAUUAACCAUACAAAGGACUUAUAGUAGAAUAUUGUAUCACAUUCUUUCAGAACUGUAAACCUUUGUUUAACAAAAACAAAUCUUUCUCCAGUGUUCAGACCUAAUCAGCAGGGUUUCUAAGCUUUGCUCGUGGUUGCUAUUUUGAUUUUGGAUUAACAAGACGCCCAUGUCCGGGGGAAUUUCACCAAAUUGCUCAAUUGACUGCUGGAGACCUUCUUUGGAGCAGCAGCUUUCAAAGAACCAAAUUACCACCUUUCAUUAACUCCGGCCGUCAAUGCGUGUCAUCGAUGUCUUGUCAAGAUAGAUGUUUAUGAAUAGAUUUCUAUACAGAGAAUUUUUAAAAACAUAUUGAUAUUUCUUUUGUGUGAUUUUUUUUUUUUUGCAAUUUAAAAUGAGAGAUUGCUCUCUGAGUACUUACCGACAAAGCCUUUAUCCACUGAUGGAAAUCGAUGCCCAUCAACUAUGUUCAAAUGAAAGAAGGGCGCUGUGGCUCAAGUAGCCUGUAUUUUCUGCUAAUGUGUGUUCAGCGUAUAACUUACAAUUAGACGCUACAGCAUGUUUACGAAAAACGCAAUGCUGUUUAUAAUUACAUGCCAAAGAGUCUCGCUGUCAUCUGUCGCUGUUGUGCUGUAGCUUGUGACGGUUUAAUGCUUUUCUUCUGGACACUUAACUUUUCUGUUAUUGUGGUCGACUGAAAUCAGACUUUGAGGGAAUGUAUUUUGUGAAACACUCAAAAAGACUUGAACAUAACGGCUGUUUAGGCACAGACGCGUAUAAUUUAUUUUCAAGCUGCUCUUGAUCUCCUUACUUGUUCUGUACUCACAGGUAAAAUAUGAUGCUGUCACCUGUCCCAGCAGUGCUCUUCAUAUAUUUUUAUUGUAUGUGCAACAGGAGACCAGCCACAAUCACAGACUGUCUAAAUGGAAUGCAUUGAAGAUGAAAAGCUACUUAACAGUACAAUGGAUUUAUUCCUUUUUAUUUUAUUUUAUUUUUACUUCUUUAAUGCCAACAGUGGACCAAAGAAUAUGGAGGGCCCCAUCGGCUGCAAUAAUGUUCUGUAACAUUAACAAAUAUUUGUACAUGUGGAUGGUUGUGUGUCUCCGGCAUUUUUUUUUUAAUGGAAAAAUGUUGGAGAAGUUUGUAUUGUCUGUCUGUGAAUGUCUGUGUGUGUCUUAAUGUGCAUAUAAUAUCAUUUUAUAUUUAUAACUGUUUUUUGUUUGUUAUUUUGUUAUUGUUUUUUUACAAUGUGAAUGUCUGGGAUGUUUGUGAAUUUUUUUUAAGAGAUCAAAUUGUUUUGUUUUCCUGCUUUAAAUCACCAAAGAAAUAAAAUAAAUAUAUGGAUAUUAUAUACUAAUAACAUUUAAUU